GUGGCGCCGGCGGCCCUGGAGCGUGCGCAGCCGCGAGGGGUGCCCGGGACUGAUGGCGGAAGUGGAUCUGGUCGCCGAGUUCCCCCAGCCAGCCGGUGCUGCGCGCUGGGCCGAGGUUAUGGCUCGCUUCGCCGCCAGGUUGGGCGAGCAGGGCCGACGAGUGGUGUUGGUGACGUCCGGAGGCACCAAGGUUCCACUGGAAGCCCGGCCAGUGCGCUUCCUGGACAACUUCAGCAGCGGGCGGCGCGGUGCAGCCUCGGCCGAGGCCUUCCUGGCCGCGGGCUACGGGGUUCUGUUCUUGUACCGCGCGCGGUCCGCCUUCCCCUUUGCCCACCGCUUCCCGCCCCAGACCUGGCUGGCGGCCCUGCGGCCCUCCGGCCCAGGCCCUUCGGGUUUGCUGAGCCUGGAGGCCGAGGAGAAUGCACUCCCGGGCUUCGCUGCGGCUCUGCGGAGCUACCAGGAGGCUGCGGCUGCCGGCACCUUCCUGGCCGUAGAGUUCACCACUUUGGCGGACUAUUUGCAUCUGCUGCAGGCUGCGGCCCAGGCGCUCAAUCCGCUAGGCCCUUCUGCGAUGUUUUACCUGGCUGCAGCCGUGUCAGAUUUCUAUGUUCCUGUCUCUGAAAUGCCUCAACACAAGAUCCAGUCAUCUGGGGGCCCACUGCAGAUAACAAUGAAGAUGGUGCCAAAAAUGCUUUCUCCUUUGGUUAAAGACUGGGCUCCCAAAGCAUUUAUAAUUUCCUUUAAGUUGGAGACUGACCCCUCCAUCGUAAUUGAGCGUGCACGGAAUGCUUUGGAAAUCUAUCGACAUCAAGUGGUGGUGGCUAAUAUCCUUGAGUCACGACGGUCCUUUGUGGUUAUUAUAACCAAAGACUCGGAAACCAAGUUAUUGCUAUCAGAAGAAGAAGUAGAAAGAGGCAUAGAGAUAGAAGAGAAGAUAGUGGGUGAUCUUCAGUCUCGACACACAGCUUUUAUACAUGACAAAAACUGAAGUAAAAAGUCCUUAUAGGAUCAAAAAUUUUUCAGUGGACCAGGGCUCUCACAGCUGGUGAGAACUAGAAUAAAUCCUUUGCUUUCAUAAAGACAGAGAAAAUGAGGGGGAAAAAAGCAGUGAGUGGUGUGCAGGCGAAUAUGGUUUGGUAUUUGUCUUUUAAAGAUCAUUUCAUACUCACUGAAAAUGAAAACAAAGGCAAAGUAGUUAUGACCGAACCGCCUGACACACCUAAAUGUCAACUUGAUUUUGAAAAUGAACAGGAGCCGUUUCUCACUUUUAAGUAAAAGAGCUUAUUGGGAAUUAUAUUCCUCAAAAUAUACAUGUGGGGCCUGAAAAUCAACCUCCUUCAUACUGUAAAAAGGAUUAUGGAUGCAUGAAUGGCCAUGCUUUGAAGAUCAAAUGUUUGUUGAGGCCUACUAUGAGGUAGGACCUGAGGAUUAAAAAGAUGAAUAAACAUGUCUAGUUUGGGAAAUGGAUAUAUAAAAAAUUAAGUGCAAUAAAGUGUGUGCCCAAAAGCCGA
Molecule: messenger RNA, 1511 nt
Organism: Ceratotherium simum simum (southern white rhinoceros)
Lineage: Eukaryota; Metazoa; Chordata; Mammalia; Perissodactyla; Rhinocerotidae
Gene: PPCS
Product: phosphopantothenoylcysteine synthetase
Source: RefSeq, a predicted model, not a curated record